AUGCUUCCCGCCGAGUGCGCGCGCCGCCUGAUGGCCGAGAUUCAGGGCGCCCUGGACGCCUGCUCCGAGCGGCAGCGGCAGUUGGAGCGGAGCCUGCGCGUCUCCCGGCGGCUGCUGCGUGCCUGGGACGUGGAUCCCGAGAGCUGGGAACCAGCUGGAACCCCAAUACCGGAACCACCUCCAGGGUCAGAAACUAAGGAAGAGGACCCAGCUCCAGCAUGUGCACAGAGCCUCCAAGACCUGAAGGAGCUGGAGCUUCUGACCCAGGCCCUGGAGAAGGCUGUUCGGGUGAGGAAAGGCAUGUCUUCAGCUAGACAAAGAGACAGAACCCCUAGCUUGACAUCUGCGUCCACUGUGGCCACUGCUGGCACCACUGCCUCUGCUCCAUCCCAAGCCUCCAGACAGGCUGGCAACCGUGCAUCAGCAAGGCCCACGAAGGGUACCCACCAGGCCAUGGACCCUGCCAAGAACCUCCCUGCGCACAAGCUUCUGUCGGUGAGAAGUAAGACCCCUGUGGGGGCAGGAGCUGGAACCACUAAGCAUGAACCAGGCCUCAGGGACCAACAGACGACGGCUCCAUCAGCUCCUCCUCGGACCACUGAAGCCUUCACACUUAAAGAGAAGGGGACCCUGCUACAGUUGCCUGUGGCCUUCAGGAAAGCUGUUUCCAAGAACUCCCGCCUGUGGGCCCAGCUCAGCUCUAUGCAAACCAGUGACUCCACUGAUGCCACCAGAGCUGCAAAAGCCCAGUUCCUCCAGAAAUUGCAGAUGGUCUCAGGCUCUUCCAGGCCCAGUGCUGCGGAGAUAGAGGCGGAGGCCAGGAGCCUGAGGAAGGCCUGUGCACUGCUGAGGCUGCGCAUGCAGGAGGAGCUCUCAGUGGCCCCUGCUGACUGGAUGGAGGAGUACCGCUGCCUGCUCACCCUGGAGGGGCUGCAGGCCAUCGUCGAACAGUGUCUGCAUCGGCUGCAGGAGCUGCAAGCAGCUGUGAUGGGUGGGCUGCCAGAGCCCUGUGCUGCGGGGAAGGCCACCCAGGCUUCACUGCCCUGUGGGGGCAAAGCGGACCUUUCCUGGAGCCCCCAGCUCCUUCUCUACUCCAGCACCCAGGAGCUGCAGACUUUGGCGACCCUGAAGCUGCGAGUAGCUAUGCUGGAGCAGCAGAUCCACCUGGAGAAGGUCCUGAUGGCUGAACUCCUCCCUCUGAUACGCACCUGGGAGCCCCAGGGAGCACCCUGGCUGGCACUGUGCCGGGCCGCAUACAGCCUGCUGUGCCAGGGAGGAGAGCGCUUCCUCACCAUCCUGCGGGACGACCCUGCUGACUGAGCCCAGUAGACAAGCCUUUCUGGAAGAGUCCCUUCCUCCUGGCGGGAGUGAAGUGAACGAGGAUUCCCUGGUUUGGGGGCUCCGGGCCUGGUGAUACCUGUGCCUUGCUGGACGGCCAAGGUGAGGUGGUCAGGACUGAGCUAUAUGUCUCCUGGUGCUCUGACUGCAACCCUUGGAUACUACCUAUUUUCUCUCACUGUAGACCUAAGAGCCACUGGUAUGCUGUUAGAAGGGCCUUAGAAAUGUAUUUAAAACAUACUAAAGUGGAACUUGGUAGGA
Jaculus jaculus (lesser Egyptian jerboa) is the source of this 1599-nucleotide messenger RNA. RefSeq names its product tubulin epsilon and delta complex 2 (gene Tedc2). Lineage: Eukaryota; Metazoa; Chordata; Mammalia; Rodentia; Dipodidae. The transcript has 10 exons. The record is from RefSeq and is a predicted model, not a curated record. Bases 1 to 1320 code for a protein of 439 amino acids.